Messenger RNA from Xenopus tropicalis (tropical clawed frog), 2800 nucleotides. It is a transcript of the gene slc25a24, whose product is annotated as solute carrier family 25 member 24. Gene Ontology annotation, biological process: transmembrane transport. Bases 166 to 1587 code for a protein of 473 amino acids. Gene Ontology annotation, cellular component: cytoplasm; mitochondrial inner membrane. The transcript is spliced from 10 exons. The record is from RefSeq and is a predicted model, not a curated record. Gene Ontology annotation, molecular function: calcium ion binding. Lineage: Eukaryota; Metazoa; Chordata; Amphibia; Anura; Pipidae.
CUUUUCCACUUUAUUGUUCUGCCUUCAUCUUUUUUAUACCAUCCUACCUAAUACUAUCUGCUGCCAUCUGGGCCCUCUGCUACAUCUUGGCACUCACUUCGUGUUUCUUCUUUUCUGCAGUAAGAACAGACUUCCUUACCCGCCCUGAAGCCAUUCACAGCAGCAAUGCUCGAGCAAGUACAGAAAUUUCUGCUAUCCAGAGCUGCUUGCGAAGGUCCUGAUCCCCACACCAGAUACGCUGAGCUCUUCCAUAAACUGGAUGUUAAUAAAGAUGGGAAGGUGGACAUCGUGGAACUGCAGGAGGGCCUCAAAGCCAUGGGAAUGGCAGUUGGCAAAGGAGCAGAAGAGAAAAUUGUAGCAGCAGGAGACACUAACAAGGAUGGGCAUCUGGACUUUGGGGAGUUCAUUCGAUAUCUGGAAGAACAUGAGAAGAAAAUGAAAAUAGCCUUUACGAGUCUGGACAAAAACAAGGACGGUAAGAUUGAGUCCGCAGAGAUAAUGAACUCUCUCAAAACUCUGGGCAUCAACAUUUCUUUAGAACAUGCUGAGAAAAUCCUUAAGAGUAUGGAUGCCGAUGGAACUCUCACAGUGGACUGGAAUGAAUGGAGGGACCACUUCUUGUUUAACCCAGCUGACAACAUCCAACAAAUUAUUCGAUACUGGAAGCACUCAACGGUGCUGGACAUAGGAGAUAGCCUCACUAUCCCAGAUGAGUUUACAGAAGAAGAAAAAAAGACUGGACAGUGGUGGAAGCAACUGUUGGCCGGUGGAAUGGCUGGGGCUGUGUCUCGCACAGGAACUGCUCCUUUGGACCGUUUGAAAGUCAUGAUGCAGGUUCAUGGAUCCAAGGGAAAUGCAAACAUCAUUACCGGCCUGAAACAGAUGGUAAAAGAGGGAGGCAUUCGAUCCCUUUGGAGAGGAAAUGGGGUUAAUGUGAUUAAGAUUGCUCCUGAGACAGCAAUGAAAUUCUGGGCAUAUGAGCAGUAUAAGAAACUGUUCACAUCAGAGAGUGGCAAAUUGGGAACUGCGGAGCGGUUUAUAGCUGGAUCUCUUGCUGGAGCAACAGCACAAACCUCAAUCUACCCUAUGGAGGUUCUAAAAACUCGUUUGGCUGUGGGGAAAACAGGGCAAUACUCUGGAAUGUUUGACUGUGCUAAGAAGAUAAUGCAGAGGGAAGGAGUAAGAGCAUUUUACAAAGGAUACAUCCCCAACAUCCUUGGAAUCAUUCCUUAUGCAGGCAUUGACCUUGCCAUUUAUGAGACACUCAAAACCUUUUGGCUGCAGAACUAUGCAACAGACUCUGCCAAUCCUGGGGUGCUGGUCUUGUUGGGAUGUGGCACUGCGUCCAGUACAUGUGGCCAGCUGGCCAGCUACCCUUUAGCUCUCAUCAGGACGAGAAUGCAAGCACAAGCAUCUAUUGAGGGUGCACCUCAGCUAAACAUGGGAGGUCUCUUCAGAAAGAUUGUUGCCAAAGAAGGAUUUUUUGGACUGUAUAGGGGCAUUGCUCCUAAUUUCCUAAAGGUGUUGCCUGCUGUCAGUAUAAGCUAUGUGGUGUAUGAGAAAAUGAAGAUAAAACUGGGUAUCUGAGAAGUAAAAGAUAUGACUUUCUCACUCAGGAACUCAAGUGUUUAUUCUGUGUUUAAACGAGCCAUUGUGGGAGGUUUCUUUUAUAGGGGCUGGAAAACUAAAUCCUGUCCAUCAGUGAAUCAGAUGGUUGGCUCUGCUAUCACCAGAGUGAUAAUGGUUAAAACCGAAAAACAAAAAAAGAUUAAAUCUAUCUUUUAUUAUUUUGGGGGUGGGAACAUUUACCAUUCUAGUCUGUUCAUUUUUGUUCCAAGAGCUUUUUAUAAUGUCCAAAUUGAGCUCAAUUCCAUACAAUGUUCAUUUGGAAAUCCUAAGUGAACGUGAAACAGGUUCAUCUUUAUGUAUGCAUCUUUUUUAAACAUUUUAAUUGUGACCAUAGGGGAUUGUUUAACAACCAAAAUUAAAUGUUCAGCCAAGUCUUAAAUUGGCCUUAAAGUUAUGAGAGGAGAGCAGCAAUGGAGACCUAUAGUUAUUUCUGUGAAUGUUUUUAUGUAUGUAAUGAACAAUGGCUGCUAAAAACAAAUCAAUUCAAAGGGCUUGUGAUAUUCAUAUGCAUUAGGCCUCAGAAAAGGGGUUUGCUUCAUUUGUAUCCACCAUUGUUUAGAACUGAUGCUCCAUGGCAACUAACUUGUAAACUAGUUUAAUUCUUUAUCGUCCAUUUCAGCCUGAAGUUACACUGUCCAUGAUAGAGUGCCUUACCAUGUAUACAACAGGUACUUUAAUCCCUGUAUUGAACCUACAGAGUUAUCAUUAUUUUCAUGUACCCACUCACUGUCAUUGUUUUAAUAGAAAGAAAGGACAGCAGCACACUCACCAUACGGUGGACACCACCAUUCAUCUCUCUUCUAUGCAAUUUCCCUUUGUUGCGUAGAACAAAAUAUCCAAGAACCAUAGACUCUGAAUGAGAGUAUUUUAGUGUGGUUAUGGCAUAUUACUGUAAAUAAUGUUGGACAAGUUCUUUAAAAUGGACAGUAUUUUUAACAGUUCUAUUGCGUCCUUUCCCUGUUGCCAGAUAGAGUUACAUGAAAAGCAAAUCCAUUCUGACUGACCUGGGUUCUGUUUACAAAAAAUAUAUAUAUACAUAUAUAUAUAUAUAUAUGUGUGUGUCUGCCAAAGAUAUCGCUGUGCAAUACCAUAAUGGAUUUGUAACAUUUUGUUUUGUUUUUAUACAGGGCUAAGAAUUUAUAAUGUAAAUAAAUUCCUUAUGUUCACUACA